AUGGAAGCUUUCUCUCUGAGGUUUGAUAUUGAAGAUCACAUCAACAACACUUCAGAUAUUGGAUUCAUUGCAAGGAUGAAGAAGCUCCUGGUUCCACAAUAUGGAGACUUUCUGAAAAGUGAAGAAAUGCUCAUCGAUGGCUUUAGGUACAGGAACAGCAGCAGCGGCGGUAAUCCAAGCAGCGGCAUCGGGAAGGCCACUGUGCGUCUCUUCGUCGUUCAUGUCUGCCUUGUCGUCAUCAUCGCCAACGUCCAAGACGAACUGGGCCAACGGGUCGCCGCAUCUAUUGGCACAGACAGGUGUAUCUAUAUUCACUGCGACAUCACCGAUGAAGAUCAAGUCAAGUCCAUGGUGGAACGGACAGUUCGAAGCUAUGGUCACCUGGACAUCAUGUUCAGCAACGCUGGUAUCUUUAACAACCACCAGGGUAUCCUAGACCUUGAUUUAAUUGCUUGUGAUCAUCUCUUCGCCGUAAACGUCCGGGGAAUGGCCGCUUGUGUGAAGCACGCCGCGCAAUCCAUGGUGGAUACAGGCGUCAAGGGGAGCACCGUGUGA
This is a messenger RNA of Nelumbo nucifera (sacred lotus), 555 nucleotides long. The record is from RefSeq and is a predicted model, not a curated record. Lineage: Eukaryota; Viridiplantae; Streptophyta; Magnoliopsida; Proteales; Nelumbonaceae.